AGAAGUGCGAUCUACGUAAAUGCUAGCUAGCAACGUGCAAAGUAACAGCCAGGGAUGUUUUUUGCCGGGAAGUUUUUAUGCUAAUUCCAGUGUAACAACGUUUUAGUUGACAUGACGACUGUCAUAGAGGCAGGUCUUUCGGUGUCUCUUGAUCUUUCUUCAGUCGUUGAAGCGGCUGUGAGAGUUGCAGUGUGCUCUGUGCUUAAAGAGGUUCAAAGACUCAUCGGUAAAGAUGUGGCCGAGCUGCGAGUGGCUCUUUCUAGAAAGGAGUGCGAGAACGAAAAGCUUAAGACGCAGCUGGAUAUGGCGAGACGAGAGUUGAGAGAUCGGACGAGCUCCGAGAAAAGGUCUAUAUUAAACAGCGACCUAUCAUCUUCUUGUAACGAAGACGCGAGUGGGAAUAAUACCAGUUCUCGUCACGGCGUACGUAGUAACACAGAUGAAGACCCUAGCGGACUGGCCUUGGACGGCUCAUCAAUUUGGAGUCACCCCUGGGACAGUGACGCUGGUAGUGAUAUGCAGCAUAACUUUAUUGACCCACUAGAGAACAUAGAAUCCAAGCGUGACUUUACACCAGAUGUGGGCUACAGUUUGGAUGCUGCAGAAACAAACACAGAACCGAAUCCCACAUGUGAGCUUUUGGACUCGAUUGCUGACUCGGUGGCAGUGACGACAGCCUCCAUUACAUCUCAUGGCGAAAGUGCAGUAAGCAACGUUAACCUGGUUGAUGCCCAUACAACAAAGGAGCUGAGAGUCGUACAGGUAAAGGAGGAAAUUUCUUCUGGACUGUCUUCCUCCACGGCACAUGGGUUGUCGCAUCCUGACAAAGCAGAGCCCUAUAUCUGCGGUGAGUGUGGGAAAAGCUACUUCUGGUUAAGUAGCUUGAAAAAGCACCAGAAGACCCAUCAGCGCACGCAUACAAACCCACGGCCGCACCGCUGCACAGACUGCCCCAAGACAUUCAGUUACCUCUCCAGCCUGAAGAAGCACCUGCUUAUCCACACGGGGGAGAAGCCGCACCACUGCAGUCUCUGUGGGAAGCGUUUCCGGCAAAUCCAGCAUCUAAAGGAGCACUGCAAGACCCACGAGGACAGCAAGCCCUUUCGUUGCGGGGAGUGCGGCUGGGGAUUCAAUAACGGGUCCAACUUCAAGCGUCACCUUCUCAUCCACACGCGGCAGAAGGCGGACUAGAUUAGAGAACUUUAGUCGUGAUCUUUUAAAAUGAUUUAUCUACACUCACUUUUUAAAAAAAAACCUUUUAAAAGAAAGAUAAGGUGAUGAACAUGCUUCCCCAAUACAAUACUGUCUCCACUUUCCCAAAAGUAAAUUAGCCUAUGUAUUCAGUUUUUUCCCCAACCAUUUAACCAGCUCUAAAAAAAUCUCAGUGUACUGUAAAUUCAAUGACUGUCAUUGUGUCAGAGAACUAAGUUUGCCUGACCCAGUUAAAUUUAUGAAAUGAAUUUUCAUGCAGCAUCUCCCUUGUGUGUGUAAGUUGAAAAAUGUAAGUAGGACCAAGAAACUUGACACUGGAUGUUUCACACACAGGCCACAAUUUUUGAUGUUCUAAUCAAAUAUUGGUGUAUUAAUGAUAUCUGAGUAGUGAGAGUCAUUGAUGUGAAAACUAGAUUUAAAAUAUUUUUUUAAAGGAGCCACUACUCUUUUUACAUUGAGUAUAUGAUUAUUGUGUUUCCUUUUUAAAAUGUGCUUCAUAAUAUACUAGGAAUAAUUUUAUAUUUUACCAAACAUGGCAAGCAUCUCUUUUAAUUUGAAAUAAAUUGUUUUUACAUGUAUUGGUGAAUUUAUUAUGUACCAUUUGUAUGUGAUUAUUCACAAUUAGCCUAAAUAUUCCUUAGCUGACUCAUUAACUACAGAAAUGGUGCAUGAGAUAGUUGAGCAACCAUAGACAAAUUUGAACAAUUUUGUAUUAUUAAAAGGCAAAACAAUAGGCGUGAUUUAAAUAAGCUGUUUUACUUCAAAUUAAUUAUGAGUAUUUUAGUACAUUUAUAAAUUUUGUUUUUGCAUGCUACGUAUUUGCAGCUGUCCACUGCACUGAAAAUUAAAGGGAAAAGAGACUGAAGAAUUUACUUGAUGUACAAAUUUGUAUAUAUCCAUAUAAUUCAUAGUAUUACAUUGUGGAAGCACAAUUUAUGGUCAUGUGUUGUGUUGCCAGUAAACUAAGCUGUGAUAGUCACCUUCCGACUGUAUACUUCUAUCUCUUAAUAUAUUACUUCCCAUCAUGCAGUUUUUCUUACUGCAAAUGAUAAAAUGUAGCCUAUUUAUAAUUGUCAUUUAGAUUGAACUUCUUUCUUUUUCUGUACUGUCAACACACAGCCAUUGUUUCAAAGUGAAACAAUUUAAUUGAUUGUAUUUUUCACCUUCAUAGUGGGUGCUAACAAAUAAAUGGGUAAUAUAUUUUUUGUUUCAUUAGUGACAAGGAGAACAGUGAAUUAAUUAAUUAAUGUGGAUUUUGAAUAAUUGUUAUACUGCACAUCAGUGUUUAUACCUUAAUACAAAAGUAAAUGAAUAAAAGAG
Anguilla anguilla (European eel) is the source of this 2532-nucleotide messenger RNA. RefSeq names its product zinc finger protein 239-like. Lineage: Eukaryota; Metazoa; Chordata; Actinopteri; Anguilliformes; Anguillidae. Gene Ontology annotation, molecular function: DNA-binding transcription factor activity, RNA polymerase II-specific; RNA polymerase II cis-regulatory region sequence-specific DNA binding. The record is from RefSeq and is a predicted model, not a curated record. Gene Ontology annotation, biological process: regulation of transcription by RNA polymerase II. The transcript has 2 exons. The coding region runs from base 112 to 1191 and encodes 359 amino acids.